UACGUUUGUCGCUCCAAGUGUUCCAGUUCCAACGACAGAGCCCCACGCUCACGUUUCGGACUCGUGUUGCCGAGCGUUUCUAUUAUCCCGCAUUAUACGACAGCGAGGAGCGAGAGGACAAACAUGGGGGUGGCCUGGAUGCUUUUCGACAAGAGCGCUAUUCUGACGGUACAGAAUCACGUUAUUACCAGGAACCCCAGAAUAUCCGUGUCGCACGAUAAGCACAGGACCUGGUUCCUACAUAUCAACGACGUGCACGAGGAGGACAAGGGAAAGUACAUGUGCCAGAUUAACACUGCUGCCGCCAAAACGCAAUAUGGCUACCUACACGUCGUAGUGCCACCAAAUAUUGACGAUUCGCAAAGCUCGUCGGAUGCAAUCGUUCGUGAGGGCGCUAAUGUGAGUCUCACCUGCAAAGCGACUGGAAGUCCAAUUCCUAGUAUUCGUUGGAAACGAGACGACGGUACCAAAAUCUCGAUCAACAAAACUUUAUCUGUGCCAGAAUGGGAGGGUGAAACGCUGGAAAUGGCGCGAAUUUCGAGAUUGGACAUGGGCGCAUAUUUAUGCAUCGCCAGCAACGGCAUACCACCGACAGUUAGUAAACAGAUCAAAGUAUCGGUCGACUUCCCCCCUAUGCUGUGGAUACCGCACCAAUUGGUUGGCGCACCCUUGGGUUACUCCGUUAUUCUGGAAUGCUAUACCGAGGCUCAUCCGACUUCUUUGAAUUACUGGGCGAGGGAGGACAACUUAAUGAUUCACGAGAGCAGUAAAUACAAGACUGUGUCGUUACCCGAUAAGCCAUCUUACAAGACGCAUAUGAUGCUCACGAUAAACGAUAUACAGAGAGAAGACUACGGUAGCUACAAGUGUAUCGCCAAGAACCCACGUGGAGAAACCGACGGGACGAUUCGUCUGUACAUGUCUGCACCACCAAGCACCAGUCCUAGUCCGUCUACCACGGAGGUUCCUAAAAAAGAUUGGGAAUUCAUGGCGGAGAUGAAUAACUCUGUUUACGGAAAUCCAAGUUCGCUGACAAUUCAAAAUGAGAAGAAUAUCAAGACAGGUACCAAGUUUCAAUCGAAUCUGAACGAAAUUGGAAAAUCGGAGCAAAAGUCAUCCGAACUAGAUAGAAAAAGAAAUUACAACUGGCCUGAUAAGGUUUCAGGUUCAGCAACGGGCGUGAUGACGACGGUGACGCCACUACUAAUUACUCUGGUCGUAACAAUAAUUCGAUAAGCAAGAUUCGAAAAGAAAAAGAAAGCGAACGACGACCUCGUCGUUGAUAUCGACGGUGGUUUCCCUAAUUAACGGACUCAAUUAUAUAAAGAAAAUAAAAGGAAGAAGAGUUAGAAUUCAAACGACACUGAAGACAGGCGCUCGUAUAUAGUAAUACACGUGCAUGCGCUCACACAAACACGCACACACAUACACACACACACACACACACACACACACACUUACGAAAUUACAAAAGAUAACACAAAGACUGACUGGAGUAGAUAGCGUCCGUAUUAAAUGACGGAGAGUAAUUUACGCGUGCCAAGUUAGUGUAGCGACAACAGUCCACGAGUGGCAAAGAAUUUUAAAGAACAUGAGUCCUCAUCGAUCUUUUCUUCACCGAUUGUGCGUUGUGUGGCCCGGCGAUGAGGGAUGAGACACGCACAGAGAGAGGUGGAAUAACGAGAACGAGAGGAAAGGGUAUUAACAAAGUGCAACGACUAUCGCUUUCAGUGUAAUAUAUUGUAUAACGCCGUAACAAUGACGCCAAACCAAGAAAUACCAGUGAUCUCGUCUCCGCGAGAGAGAGAGAGUGCGACCUGGAACGUGUGUGAGAGUGAGUCGUUACGUUUUUUAAACCGCAUUACAUGGGGAGUAUUUCAGUCGCGCAACCAAAUGACAUUUCUGGAAUAUCAAAACGAAAUCGUUCGAGCUUAAUACUGAAUUAAAGUUUCACCGAGCCAACUAGUUUUCCAACAUUUUGAACUUAUAUCCCCCUUCCGAAAUAGUUUUCUUCUCUCGUUUGUACGAUCGAUGAGAGUGAGGGUUCUCAAUUUCGUCAAUAACGUAGAAAUGCUUGUGUUCGGAGAUUCGUCACGGUGAUACGUGUCCCGAGACGACUCAUGGGCGUUAGUCACGCUUCGAGCGAAGUUAAUUCUCCAUCAACAUCAGGUUCUAUCUGCAUGCGUAGUCUCACGGCCCGACCGUAUGUAUUUCU
Messenger RNA from Cyphomyrmex costatus, 2215 nucleotides. Its product is annotated as lachesin. The record is from RefSeq and is a predicted model, not a curated record. Lineage: Eukaryota; Metazoa; Arthropoda; Insecta; Hymenoptera; Formicidae. The transcript has 10 exons. The coding region runs from base 124 to 1236 and encodes 370 amino acids. Gene Ontology annotation, cellular component: neuron projection.